This is a messenger RNA of Nezara viridula (southern green stink bug), 384 nucleotides long. NCBI's taxonomy places the organism in Eukaryota, Metazoa, Arthropoda, Insecta, Hemiptera, Pentatomidae. The record is from the annotation of a GenBank genome assembly.
AUGUUUUAUUUCUGCCUAGUAACCGUACUGUUCCUUGCUCAGCAAAUUGGGAAAAGCGAAGCGGCAGAAAGUUGUUUCUGUGCUCCUAUGGACAGUAAGAACAUUACUAAAGAGUCGGAACCACUGAUAAAACAUCCAUUGAAAGUUCUGAAAGAUUGCGGUAAAGAAGCCGAACAAGUUUGCCUUCAGUUGUGUAAAUCCUUGGCAACAUUAGCGCAAUAUGAUCCAAAUGCAGGAAAGAGUUUCUGUGCACAACUUAACAAAAAUAUUACUAAUAUACAUAUUUCUAUAUUCAGUAAAGUAUGUGAUGGUGAGUAUCUAUACACUGGAUUAACGUUCAAUAAACCACUUUGUUGUACAAACAAAAAGUCAGUUCCAUGCUAA